AUGCUGCGGAUACGCCCGGCGGCCGAUGAACCAUCGCCGCCGCCGACAACGUCAUCGCUCAGCUGGCGACGCGUGCUUUUAACGCUCCUCUCGUACAUCCUCUUCUUUACAGACGUGCCGCGGAGCGGGUACGGGUUCGCGUCCCUCCCAAACACCUACAUUCGCCACGCGCCCGACGCGGCGUCGUACUUUGGCCCGUACGCCUACCUCGUCCUCAACGCGACGCGUCAACCCAAUGGUACGGUUGCGGGCGUCGCGUCGUCCGGGCCCACGUCCACGGCGCGUGUGUGGAGCUACAAGUUUGAUACGACCUCGAUCGGUCUCCGCGGGCUCGUGGCCGCGCACAACAUCUCGGGCUGGGACCCGUGCUUGCUGUACGAGUCGGCGUGUCCCAACUUGACGCUCAGUGUCGCGUCCGUGUGGCGCUUGCUGGAGAGCACCGUCGACGCGCUGGCGCCAUCGCCCGCAGGCUGCCGCAGCGUGAGUUCAUUUCGCGACAACAUGGACGACUUUGUUGAUUUUGGGCCGCUCGAGCACGUGCACUACCGGUCGACGGUAACGCAAACCUUGGAGACGCCGAUGGACCUCUGUCACUCGGGCCAUCGCCUCCCGUUCUGCAACGCGCCGUGGUCCAACCUCAGCACGUUUGGCUACAAGAAGGUUUCUGUCAUCAGCGCUCACAUCCAGGCGCGGAUGCUAGCGCGCCGACGCACGAUGGAUCUCACUUCGCAGCGCAUGGACGUUGUCGUGAUCGACUCGACCAUGGACGUCCAGCGCUGGCGAGGCAGUCUCACGCACGUCGACGCAUUCAGCUGGGACGCUGUCUCGCUCCUCCGGGUGCAAAAUUGCUCGGAGAUCUGGAACGCAUCCAGCUGCCGCACCAUCGAGCUCGUCGACUACCGGUACGAAGCCGGUAUGCUUGGCUCGAACGUCGUCUACUACUACAAGCUCGUGCGAUUGCUUCGGAUCGUCGCCCAAGUGUACAAUAUUGUCCGCGUUCUCGCACUCUUCGGCGGCUGCUACGCGGCGACGCGGCGCCACACGAUCUCAGGUUCGCGAUGGCUCGCGGCGCUAGGCCUCUUCUUUCGCAUUCCUGGCCAAGUGGUCAUUUACGGCAGCUGGUUUCCAGUCAUCCUCUUUGUGUUCGCGCACGCCUCGGACGCGACGCUGCUCUAUCUGUACAUUUCCAAGAGCUUUGUCGCACUGGAUGGCACCAUCGACACGAGCUUUUCGAAUUUGUAUGGUCUCAUGACGCUCCUCACGUGCCACAUGCGCAACGUGUGGGUCCUCAACCUCGUGGCCAAGGGGUAUUUCUACCUCCGCCACUCUGGAUCGCACGCAAAGAAGGGGUGGUCGCGCCACCUCGUAGGUCUUCGCGGCUACUUGUUGCCGCUCGUGUCGCUCGUCUCGGCCGUCUUUGACGUGCGCUGGAACGCGCUGCGCAGCACCGAGAUCCUUGCAUCGGCCCCGAUGCUCGUACCGAGCAGUGUCCAAGCCACCAAGCACAUCGGGCUGGGGGGCGUGCGCUCGGUGCACGCGACGUCGUCCGUGCCGUACAUUGCGCUCGUCCACUGCAACCUCUCGAUGUUUAGCACGUCGUGGCGGACGCUCUUUCUCGAUCGGACGCUCGGCCGUUCGAUGAGCACGCAGCUGACGCUUCCCCAAGAAAUUGAUGAAGACCAUAUCGACGAAGCACGGAUGCUCAUGAACAUUACGUGGAUGACCGACCCGAUCGAGUGGCUCCUCUUGCGUCUGUGGCGCUGCCCGAUCGUCAACAUCUACCGACACGCUACGACGCGACAAGUGCUGCACCAUCCGCUCGGAAAGCUCGACCUCGAAGACGUCGAUGACCACACGCUUCUGGAUGCACGCUACGAGUGCAUUGGCCAGCAAGACUUGAACGCACUGGCGUGGUGCGACCGAAUCCAGUGCCAUUAA
Saprolegnia parasitica CBS 223.65 is the source of this 1938-nucleotide messenger RNA. RefSeq lists its product as hypothetical. The transcript is spliced from 5 exons. The record is from RefSeq and is a predicted model, not a curated record. Bases 1 to 1938 code for a protein of 645 amino acids. Lineage: Eukaryota; Oomycota; Saprolegniomycetes; Saprolegniales; Saprolegniaceae.